AUGGAAUCCCGCGCAUCUCCGACGGAGAAGAGAGGCUUCGACCGCCCUGCGAUCAACCGCCGCUCGAUCGGAUGUGAUAGAGCAACGCCUUGUUCUAACUGCGUAUCAGCCCGCGUCGACUGCACUCACAGCAGGAUCGCGCCUAAGACAAGCACUGCCAGGCAGAGAGUCUUGGUCUCUGAACAAUAUGAGCGAAAGAUUGAUGACAUUUCUCGUGAUGUCAGUAGCAUCAAGUCUCUGCUGGCAGGACUCGACCUGAACAGAAUCGCAUCAGCUCAAACAUCACACGAGCAACAUCAUUCGGCUUCUAUAUCUUCAAGUCCAGCUGAAGCUAACAAUUCGGAGAAGCUCCGACCCCCUGCUACAACUGCUCCGCUUCCUCGCUGGGAUUACUCCGCCCAUAUCAUAGACUUUGUUCAAUCCAUUAUCCAGGACAAUGGCUCAGUUCAAGAAGACACCGAAUGGAGCAGCACCAUUUCUUCGUUGAAGAGUCUUGCCAAUGCUUUGGAGAGCACUCGGAUGACGCGAAGCCAACAGAAAAAGCCUCAUGAGCCACCGGAAAGUAUCCCGAAGCCCCCAUUGGAAGCCAUCGUGGAAAUUCUGCGAUGGGUCAAAAAUCACUCAAGAGAUUAUAGAGUAGUCUGGAUAUGCCGCUUCCUUCCGCUCGAUGUCUUUCUAGACAUAUGCAACAAGGUCUAUUUCCGCGUCGAAGAUCAUACCGAGGCUGAGUUUAUUAUCGCGAAUAGUUUCUUAUCCUACGUUUUUGCUGAAUAUGCAGUCAUUCACGGAGAUGCGAAGACACAAGAAUAUUGUCGCUUUUACCGAUCCAAAGUUGGCAACGGCCUUACGAAACUGACUCUGUUGGCGACACCAUGCAUGGAGCUAAUCGCCGCGCUUGCUCUUGGGGCAAUUUACUUAGUCGAGGAAAGUCGAGCAUCACAGUCGUGGACCCUGAUCUCAACUGCAAUGACACUAUGCCAGACGCUGGGCUACCAUCGGCUUGACUCGCCUAAAGAUGGCCAUCAACAUAUUCAGUCUGACCUGUUCUGGGUCGUUUACGCAUAUGAAAAAGGUCUUUCAUUGAGACUGGGACGAUGCUCUGGUGUUCGCGACUCUGAAGUAUCGUUGACCCGCCAGGAAAAUCAGCAUCGAUCCAUUCGUCUCGGGCGGAUACAGGGAAAGGCAUAUGACCAGCUAUAUAGCCCUGAGAGCUUGACCACAUCGAACGCUACCCGUUGCGAGGUAGCUGAUAGUCUUUCACAGGAGCUACAGUCGAUUAUAGAUGAGACCCAUCACGAAAUCGCACAAGCUUUGACGGAGAGAAGAGAUAUGAACGAUGACCCUAUGAAAGUAAUAUACCUCCAUUGCGAUCUUGUUUGCCAGUCAGCUUUGACGGCCAUGGUCCUCAGGGUGCUGCCUGGCUCUCAAGGUAUGGAGGUCCAUGAAAGCUGUCUCACUGUUGCUCGCAACACUUUAGACUUGCAUGAUCAGUGCAUGAAACUUGUCAACGGCUGCAAAGAUCCUCUGUUGAUCCGGAGAUAUAUAAAUUGGGCUAUCUUGCAUACACCGUUCUUUCCAUUCAGCAUCGUCUUCACCCAUGCAGUGCGAUACUCAAUUGUGGAGGACUUUGACCGCCUAGACAGAUUCGCAUCAUCGUUUAAGCCAGAGUCUAGCCAGUCAGAGCCAGCGACGCAUCCCCAUCGACUGUAUGAACUUCUCAGCAAAGCCGCCCGACUCAGCGCCAAAGCAUGCCCCGAGCUGUCACACACGAGCGAAUCUCUAUCAAGCUCAACCGACUUUACGAUGAUUGAUCCCGAGGCAGUAAAUACUGUGGAUGAAAUUGCUGCGACUGAUGCAAUCGGUACCGAAUACGAUGCGUCGUUCCAGAUCGGGGAUUGGUUUCACAGUAACCAGCAAUUUAUGAGGCUCCUGCACGAAGACGUACCAUAUUGAAUCAGCUCUAUUACACUUUCUUGUGGAUGACGUUAUACAUGAUAAGACAAGAUGCAACACAGUAAGCUUAUGCGUUAGUGAGUGACGUGU
Molecule: messenger RNA, 2043 nt
Organism: Fusarium oxysporum Fo47
Lineage: Eukaryota; Fungi; Ascomycota; Sordariomycetes; Hypocreales; Nectriaceae
Exons: 7
Coding region: 1-1953 (650 amino acids)
Biological process (GO): DNA-templated transcription; regulation of DNA-templated transcription
Molecular function (GO): DNA binding; zinc ion binding; DNA-binding transcription factor activity, RNA polymerase II-specific
Source: RefSeq, a predicted model, not a curated record